GACUGCGGACACAGUACAGGGAUGACCAGAGACUGCGGACACAGUACAGGGAUGACCAGAGACUGCGGACACAGUACAGGGAUGACCAGAGACUGCGGACACAGUACAGGGAUGACCAGAGACUGCGGACACAGUACAGGGAUGACCAGAGACUGCGGACACAGUACAGGGAUGACCAGAGACUGCAGACACAGUACAGGAGAUGACCAGAGACUGCGGACAGUACAGGGGACAGGGACAGAGACUGCGGACACAGUACAGGAGAUGACCAGAGACUGCGGACAGUACAGGAGAUGACCAGAGACUGCGGACACAGUACAGGGAUGACCAGAG
This is a messenger RNA of Staurois parvus, 333 nucleotides long. Lineage: Eukaryota; Metazoa; Chordata; Amphibia; Anura; Ranidae. The record is from the annotation of a GenBank genome assembly.